UUUCCCAUGAGACCGGGGACGGCCAAACUCAUGGCCGCCAUGGCGUCUUCUCUUUCCUGCCCACCUCGGGUGACUCACUUCACCUACUGUUUGGGAAAUGCCUUGUACGUGCCACUCACCUCCCGGAGCAAUUCUCGAACCUUGCCCGAACUUCGGGGUGACAAUUUUGUAUUGCCGGCAUCGGUGGUCGCCGCCCUGUGUCGUGUUCGAGAUGCCGAGGCUGGGACCAGUCAAUGGGCGGGCUGGUGUGCCUAUUUGGAUACCCAAGAAGGGCCUCAAAAACUACCACCGGCGUUGGCAUAUGUAGCGGGACUGCCGCAAGGUGAAGAAGAAGGACAACCCACACGAGACGGCUUGUUUCAAGAAAUUCGACAACAACUGUUCGAGAACAAGAUACAGUCCAUCGUCUUUUCGGGAGAAGGAGAACCCACAUUGCGAAUGGACGACAUGUUGCAAUUGUCCCAACAAGUUCAUGACGAAGCAAGGAAAUGCAGUAUGUCUACUACCGUUCGACUCACGACCAAUGGAUUGGUAGCAUUGUCAUCUUGCUCGGAGGCAUUGCAGAAAUGCCUGGCUCACGGCAUCACUCACAUCAGCGUCGGUCUUCAUACUGGCCUUGCCGGUCAGUAUACGGAGUUGGUGCAACCUUGCGUAGCGUCCGAGGAUGAGGAUGCUCACAAGAUGGUAUGUCAUUUUAUUCAAGAGGCCGUACGACUCGGUCUACAGGUGGAAACUACGGCGGUGGAUCGCGAUGACGUCGACAAGGAACAAACCGAGGCCUUGUCGAAAUCUCUCGGAGUGUCGACACCGGUUCGGUGGAGGCCCUACUUUCCAUAG
Molecule: messenger RNA, 837 nt
Organism: Symbiodinium natans
Lineage: Eukaryota; Dinophyceae; Suessiales; Symbiodiniaceae
Source: the annotation of a GenBank genome assembly